Messenger RNA from Conger conger (European conger), 1843 nucleotides. Its product is annotated as nucleoporin NUP35-like. Gene Ontology annotation, cellular component: nuclear pore central transport channel; nuclear pore nuclear basket; nuclear membrane. The record is from RefSeq and is a predicted model, not a curated record. The coding region runs from base 179 to 1126 and encodes 315 amino acids. Gene Ontology annotation, molecular function: structural constituent of nuclear pore; single-stranded DNA binding; phospholipid binding. NCBI's taxonomy places the organism in Eukaryota, Metazoa, Chordata, Actinopteri, Anguilliformes, Congridae. Gene Ontology annotation, biological process: nuclear pore organization; NLS-bearing protein import into nucleus; regulation of DNA-templated transcription. The transcript is spliced from 9 exons.
UUGGCGAUGCCGGUGCGGCGCACAUUGUAUUUCCGCCAUUAUUUGAAAGUAGGUUUUUGUAGCUAGCUAGCACCGCCAGCAUUAAUGUUACACGUAUUUCGGUUGUAGUACUGAAUCCCGUGAUUUUCCACGUUAUAGCUAUACGGUGUAUAUAUAUAUCACUGGUAUCCUGUAGCUAAUGGAGUUCCAAGGUACGGAGCCAAUGACUUUGGGGUCUCCUACCUCCCCCAAGUCUGGACCGGGUGCACAGUUCUUGCCGGGGUUCCUGAUGGGUGACACCCCGGCACCCGUCACCCCUCAGCCACGAUCCUUCGCUGGGAGUGCAGCCGGGCUGGAAAUGAGACCGACUGGGCUGGCAGGUGGGUCCCCCCCACAACCUGUGGUCCCCACGCCGAAAGAUAAGAGCGGGGCCCCCCCGGUGAGGAGUAUAUAUGAUGACAUCACCAGCCCAGGCAUAGGCGCGUCUCCCCUCAGCCUACGCAAGCAGCCCUUCUCUGUCAUGCAGUCUCCACUCUCCAGCCUGGUAGCUGCCACUCCAGGCACAGUGAUGAAUGUGUUUAGUCCUGCCACUGCGGGGCUGCAGAGUUCUACGGUCCUGUCUCCUGCCCAGGUUGACCCCUUCUACACCCAGGGAGAGACCCUGUCUUCCGACGAUCACCUGGACGACACCUGGAUCACCGUUUUUGGGUUUCCACCAGCGUCAGCCUCCUAUAUUCUCCUGCAGUUUGCCCAGUAUGGAAACAUACUGAAACAUGUGAUGUCCAACACUGGUAACUGGAUGCACCUUCAGUACCAGUCUAAACUCCAGGCACGGAAAGCCCUCAGCAAAGAUGGAAAAGUGUUUGGAGAGGCGAUCAUGAUCGGGGUUAAAGCUUGCAUAGACAAGGCUGUGAUGGAGGGUUCGGACAGGGGCAGCUCCUCCUCCUCCGCUCCAGUGUUCACAUCCCCGGUGAAGGGCGGGAACACGCCCAGCCAGCCCGUCUCCACGCCCCGCUCUGCCAUGAGGCCCCUCAGCGCCGCCUACAAGGCCUCCGGCAGUGACUACCAGGUGGUUUCUGACAGACAGACCCCUAGAAAAGACGACAGUUUUGUUUCUAAAGCGAUGGAGUACAUGUUUGGCUGGUGAAUCAUUGCCUUCUUAAGAUUAUGAAGACCUUACAAAAACAUGUAAUGAGCAACAGUAAUGUCAACAGGUUUUUCAUUGGAACACCACCAUUGUUCAAUACCGCUGUUGUUCAUCAAGCCUCCUAGAUACAGAUGUGGGAACAUCGCACUUUAUGCUGUGAGUAGUGCAGGGUUAUGGGCCCAGGGCAGGACAUGGAGGAGUUAUGCAUUGUGAAUUUUCUGAUUUAAAGGCUAAAUGGAGACUAAUUAUGCGAUCGUAAAACAAGUCCUGCACUCUGACUACUGCAACAUCGGCUGUUGAGCAUAAUGGUUACCAAACCAGAUCAAACGGUAAACUGAUGGUGACACCAACUCGGGUUUGGAAUUGUGGCCUGAAUGGAAGUUAGAAGAAUCCAAGUCAUGCCAGGGCAACGUGGUUAGUUUGAUAUUAUGGCAAUAAGCACAAUAAUUACACAAAAAAAAAAAAAAAAAAAAAAAAGAAUUUGCUUAAAUUGGAAUCGUUUUCUGAAUUAAAGUUUUAAAAAUGGCAAAUAAUUCAAACUCCUUGAAUCUUGGCAUGCAACUUUUUUUUCUAUUUUUAUAAUGGCUCAAAGCUCCCGACAUCAGCAGAUUCCACUGGUACUAGUUUUCCUGUCUGUUUCUUAUCUUUUUAAAUUUAUCUGUAUAUAAACUUUUUGUCUUUUGUAAAAUGUAUAAUAAAUGGUGCAUAUAAUUAUCA